Molecule: messenger RNA, 10917 nt
Organism: Boleophthalmus pectinirostris (great blue-spotted mudskipper)
Lineage: Eukaryota; Metazoa; Chordata; Actinopteri; Gobiiformes; Gobiidae
Gene: tpcn2
Product: two pore segment channel 2
Biological process (GO): monoatomic ion transport; transmembrane transport
Cellular component (GO): lysosomal membrane
Molecular function (GO): voltage-gated channel activity; monoatomic ion channel activity
Source: RefSeq, a predicted model, not a curated record
UGGCGGAGGAGGAGCGCGCACUACUUCCUAAAACCAGCGCUAAAAAAUCUUGUUGCGCUGUUUCCAAUGUUUAUGAAUUGGUCCAGAGUCGUCAGCUGACCGGUAGUGUCACUCAGCUCAACUUUUCCUAACUUGGCUGGACGCAGAUUGGAGAGGCGAGACUAAAUUUGGGGGUUGUUUUGGAUGGAGACGGAGCGCUUGUUGGCAGCGGGGUCACUGAACGGGGAGACCGGGGACUAUGGCUCCUGGUCGGGCUCGGAGCGCAGUGAGACCCGGGGCAGAGGGAGCAGGCGGCUGUCCUACUCUGUAGCCGGGGAAUCGUGCACUUUUUCGGACUGCACAGGAGAUGAGGACCUGUACGUUCAGCAGGCUGUUGUGUUCAUUGAAGAUGCCAUUCAGUAUCGCUCCAUAAACCAUCGUGUGGACAGCUGGUCACUCCGUCUUUACAGGUGCUACUACUCCAGGAUCUGCCAAUGGGGUCUGGGUCUGACGAUCGCGGUGGUUUUACUCUUGGCGUUUGUGGAGCGUCCCUCGUCUCUCUCCGCCUCCUCAGACCCCCGGCACCGCCUCCCGCCCUGGCAGCCCCCCUGCGGCUUGACCGAGAGCAUCGAGAUGAUCUGUCUGCUCAUCUUCACCCUGGACCUCGCUAUCAAGGGCUACCUGAUUGGCUGGGAUGAGUUAAGGAAGAAUAAAUGGCUGAUUGGAUACACCGUGGUCAUCACCAUCUCUGUCAUCGACUGGGUGUUGUCCAUCAGUAUGGUCUGUGACGAGAGGCUGAGGGUGCGUCGACUCUUUCGUCCGUUUUUCCUGCUGCAGAAUUCAUCUCUCAUGAAGAAAACACUCAAAUGUAUCAAGAGGACACUGCCCGAAAUAGCCAGUGUGAUCCUGCUGCUGGCCCUGCACCUCUGUCUCUUCACCAUGAUCGGGAUGCUGCUAUUUGUCAAAACUGAGGAUCCGUCCAAAAACGGCGAGUGGGAGUCUCACUUUAGAGGAUUGCCCAACUCUCUGACCUCUUUACUGGUCCUGCUCACCACCGCCAACAACCCCGAUGUCAUGAUUCCUGCCUACUCUCUGAACCGAGGAUACUUCUUUUUCUUCAUGUUUUUCAGCGUCAUUGGAACCUACUGCCUGAUGAAUCUACUGACAGCCAUCAUCUACAACCAGUUCAGAGGAUAUUUACUGAUGUCGGUUCAGACGUCCAUCAUCAGGAGGAGACUGGGGAUCAGAGCUGCUUUUCAGGUCCUGAGCUGCAGACAGGAGAAGACCACAGAGGACCAGCCCACCUGUGUCCAAGUGUCUUCUGUGCUCAAAGUCUUGUCCAAAGUCAAGUUAAACGAAUACUACAAACAAGCCAUUAUAAAGGAGGCUCGACGUCAUGAAUUCUUAGACCGAGAACAGUUCAGGAAGAUUUUUGACGAACUGGACAAAGACAGAAUCAAAGAGCACCCUCCUCUGCCUGAAUACCGCUCGCCCGUGUUACAGACUCUACAGAGAGCCUUCAGUCACUACGCCCUCACCGUCCUCGGAAACGCCGUGGCUCUGGCUAACGUCAUAUGUAUCUGUACUAUUUUGAUGCUAAACUCUGAGAAAUCCACUGCUGAGAGAGACAACUUCUACAUGGAGCUGAUAAACCUGGUGUUCAUCUUGUAUUAUCUGUUUGAAAUGAGCGCCAAACUCUUUGCUUUUGGAUGGAGGGGCUACGUCUCCUACAGGAACAACGUGUUUGAUGGAAUCCUGACAAUUCUGCUGCUGUGUCUGCAGAUCACCAUGUACGCUUUCUACAAGGCUCCAUUGUCCCCCUGGGAUCCACAGAGGCACAAUAUGGUUUCUCUUUGGGAGAUGGUUCGAUUGAUAAACAUGCUCAUCGUCUUCCGCUUCUUAAGGAUCAUCCCAGACAUCAAGCUCAUGGCUCUCGUUGCCAGCACUCUCAUGGACCUGGUCAAAAACCUCAGAGCUUUUGCAGGAAUACUGGUGGUGGUUUACUACAUAUACGCUGUGGUUGGGAUCUGGCUUUUCGAAGGAGUCAUCAAACCUCCUCCACAUCCCGGUGUUCUUUCUAACUCGACAAUGGAAAACAUCACCACUAACUACAGUAUGGUCUGUGGUACCUACGAACAGCUGGAGUACUGGCCCAACAACUUUGACGAUUUCGCUGCUGCUCUGAUCCUCCUGUACGACGUCAUGAUCGUCAAUAACUGGCAGGCCUUUGUGGAGGCCUACAGCAGAUACACCACAGAGUGGUCAAAGAUCUACUUUGUGGGUUGGUGGCUCACGUCUUCUGUCAUGUGGGUUAAUCUGUUUGUAGCUCUGAUCCUCGAGAACUUUAUUUAUAAAUGGGACCGCAGUUGCAGCUGUUCUGUCAUGGACGUGGAGCGGAUCAGAUAUGAGACGUCGGUUCAGCUCAUGUUCAAAGAGCAGAUCCAGGAGCCGACAGAAGAGGAGCUUGUGUGUCAACUUCACCAACAUCCACACCUGCAUUUAGACUGGUGACACCAAGAACCAAAGAGUCUAUGGACCCGACCAGGACCGUGAAUAAAAGUUCCAUAUGUGAGCUUUAUGUUCUGUGUUAGACCAAAAACCGGGUCGAAGGGUCAUCUCUGUAGUUAUUUAGACAAUAUAAACCACUAUUACUCCUUUACAUUGUGAAAAAGGGAAUGUUUGAUUGUGAUAAAUAAUCAGUCAGUCAGUUUUAUUUAUUCCUAAAAGGCAUUUCCGUUUUCAGCUUUAGUCAUCAAUAACCAAAGCAGACCUAUUGUACAAAAUCGACUUUUCAGAGUGUUUAUCGUUUAUUAGAGUUGUUUCCCCUUCUCAUUUCCCUCUCGAAGUUGAAUAUAGAGUGAUAUUAUAUUCUAUAUUCAAGAUGUUUCUCCAAUCUAACCCUGUUUUCACCUGUACCGGUUCACGCCCGCUGCUCUUCGUUCGCCAAAUUUAUUUUCGUAAUCAGUGAUGCGCUUAGGAUUCGGCAGCAUCGUGUAGUUAUUUUGGUACAAAUGAAAAAAAAAAUCUGAUUUACUGACAGCAUGCGGUGUGUUGUUGCGAUGACGUUUAUUGUGACUUCCGCAGUUUUUUUAACACAUAAGCAAGUGGACAAUUUUUUAUUUUAAGGUGCACUGCAUAACAUCAUGGAGAUGCUACAUUGCAAGAAAUCAAAAUCCAGUCAAGUUAAGAUGACUUGAAUUACGAAAGUUUUAUCAUGAUUUGAGUAAAUUUCACUUGACAAGUAAAAUAAUAUGACUAAAUAAUAAGACAUUUUCUACUUAAAAUAGAAAACUACAUCUUGUUACACUUAAAAUAAGAAAAACGAAAACUUUGUGCACUCCAAAUAAGAAACAAAAUUGAGUGUUGCUUGAAUUAAGAAAAACACACUUAUUCCACUGGUAGAUAAUUUUACUUGUCAAGUUGAAUCGACUCAAUUAAAGCAAAAUGUUCUUAAUUUAAGUCAUUUUAACUUAACUAGAUAUUGUUUUUUUUUCCAGUGUAUUGCUUUGAUAGUGAUGCAUUUAUUUGAUUAUGUGUGUUUUUAUUGUUAAAAACAGCUUUAAAAACACACAUUCUGACUGUGAGUGGGGUCACCUCUUCACAGAUCUCGCCUGUAAAUGAUCUGGCGGCAUUUCUUUCUUGUUUCUACGGCGACUGAAAAGUUUAAUGCCAUAUUUUGGAAGAUUGGAGGUAAAGUAAAAACAUCAGUGCACAUUUAAGUCGUUAGAUCAGUAUGUCUUCUUUAAUUAAAUCACAUAGUCAUCUUUUUUUGAUGGGGAAACAACAUUAUAACACGAUAAACAACAUGGUCAGAUCUAGCGUUUUUUUUUUAAACAAUUUUAUUUAUUAUUUUUUAACGGAAUGUAAAGAACGUCGCCUGUAAAACGUAGUAUCACCACUGUAAAUACUGUUUUCACCACGUGUCAAAAUCCGUUCAAGCCGAUGUUUCCUGUAAUUCUCAAAGACAGAAAUCCAUGAAGCAAACAUCUGUGCUAUGUUCAGAUCCAGACUGUGCCACGUGAGAGGGAGGAAGCUGUCACUCAAACUAAACAUAUAAGGUUUUAAACAUGCAGCAGCUGUGACAUGUGAGGUGAUGUACAGAUAUAGGUACAAGAACCAAGCCAAAACUAAAUAUUGUACCAAAUAGAAGUGAGUUUUAUUGUACUUUUUAGCUAAAUCCAAAUAAUUUUAUUUAUACAGCACAUUUUACAGACAAAGCAGUUUUUGAAAUCUGCACAGAGAUUGUAAAAAGAAAAUCGCAAAAGGUAUAAUUGCCAAAUAUUUGAUCAUGCUGUUCCUAAAACAAUAAAACCUGCAUAAGUGCCUGUUUACACGAGAACACUUGUGGGUAAAAACGACAAAAUAUUUUAUCAGAAGUGCCUUUCGUUUAGAUGGUGACAGUGUUUUUGGGAGCUUAAAAACACAAAAAAUCUGAAACCACCCUCCAGAUUAGAAAAGUUUAACACGUUUCACCGUAGCGUUUCCGUCUACACUGUCCAAGACGCAAAACUCUGGUCAGAUCUGCUCAUGUCGCGUACGCGUUUACGUCACAUACAUCACCAAGCAAGCAUACCCGGUCAAAUUCCACACACUUUUACUCAAAUGCGGAAUAAAAAGUGAAGACGCGACGCUGCUUUUGUGUCUUCUGUUCAGACCGUCGUCAUAUAAACGUGGCCUAAAAUCAAUUGAAGCAAACUACUUCAUUUUCUGCAUAAUAACAAUCAUAAUGCAGUUUAUCUAAUAUAUUUAAAGGUGCACUGUGUAACUUUUCUAGUGGAAGAUUCGCCACUUGCUGUUGUCUCCAUGGAGAUGUUAUUGUUUUGUCUUGAAUGUCCCGGUAUGGCAUUAAACGUCUCCAUGCCGCAUUUAUUCAACAACAUGGGUUUUUAUCGACUUGUUUUUACUCAGAGUGGGCUCGCCUCUCCACAGAUCUGGCAUGUAACUUGACCCUGUGUUGUCGUUUUCUGUUUCUGUAGAGAUAAAUAAGUGUAAUGCCAUACUGUGGAACAUUUCAGGCAACAUAUCCACGGAGAGAAGCAGGUGAGGGACCCUCCACCGGAAAAGUUACACAAUGAAACUUAAAUUCAGAAAUGUGAGUAGCAAAGUCGACAUUUAUACUCAAGUUAUGUUAGAGUAUUGUUACUUUAAAGAUGCAUUAUGUAACCUUUCUGACAGAGUGUCUGACACCUGUUUGUCUCCAUGGAGAUGUUAUUGUUUUGUCUUGAAUGUCCCGGUAUGGCAUUAAACGUCUCCAUGUUGCAUUUACUCAAUAACAGGGGUUUUUAUCGACUUGCUUUUACUCAGAGAGGGCUCGCCUCUCCACGGAUCUGACAUGUAGCUUGGCCCUGUGGUGUCGUUUUCUGUUUCUGUAGAGAUAAAUAAGUGUAAUGCCAUACUGUGGAACAUUCCAGGCAACAUAUCCAUGGAGAGAAGCAGGUGACGGACCCUCCACCGGAAAAGUUACACAGUGUAGCGAAGUCAACCAUUGUACUCAAGUUUUGUUAGAGUACUUUUACUUUAAAGAUGUAUUAUGUAACCUUUCUGAUGGAGGGUUUGACACCUACUUGUCUCUAUAGUGAUGUUCGGAAUGUUCCAGAGUAUGGCAUUAUCUAUUUUGUGCAAGGCCAUGGAAGAAAAGUUACAGUUCAGAUCUGUGGAGCAUGUUUUUCACGGUACUUUUGAGCAAUAAAAACACCUGUAAUUGAAUACAUGCAAGAGAGAUAGUUUAAUGCCAUACUGUGGAACUUUCCAGGCUAAGUAAUAGUCUAAUUCACUUCCAGGCCACUUUAAUUCUAUAGCACAAUUCGUGAAUCAAGACUGUUUACAACGAGCUGCACAUAGAGAGAAAAAAAACCUAAACUACAAUUUAACACAAUAAAAACAAAAUAAAACCAGCAGUGUAAAAACAAAUAAAUAAAACCAUAGAAUAGACCCAUAAGAGCAAAUAAAUACAUAAAUAAAUAAAAUAAAUAAUCUGUAAAACUAAGCAAUAAAAGACAACAGAGGACCACAGAACUCCCGCGGUGUUAAAAGCCAGAGAAUAAAAGUGCGAGCAGAUGCCGCAUUCACAUCAGAAAAGUUACACAGUGCAGCUUUAAGUCAAAACGUAUAAGGUUUUUAAAUUCAGGGUUGUGGUAUUUUUAUUUAAAUACUGUAUGUUUACUGCGUUUGUCGAACAGCACCUUAUGAUAUUGAAAAGUUGAUUUGCAAAAACAGAUAAGUGUCAUUUUAAAAAGUGAUCAGAUUCAGAUGCAGUUUUAGUUUACUUUACUACUACUACUACUACUACUACUACUACUACUACUACUACUACUACUACUACUACUACUACUACUACUCUUACUACUACUACUACUACAAUUUUCCUUUCUCUAAUAUAUUUUACUGCUCUCUAAAUAUUAUCUCUUCUUGAUAAAACCCUCUAAACAUUGUUGUCAUAGAUAUUAUCUGUAGAAGAGAAAAUUUUUCAAAACUCAGGUGUCUGUUUUUGCAAUUCAACCUUUCUUCAGUGCCUAAAACAACAAAAUUUUAGUCUAUUUUAGUCAUUUUAUAUAUUUUUUUUUACUAUAUAACUCUAAUUUCAAAAGUUUCAGACACUGUAAAUGACUGCAAAUGAAUACAAAUCCCUUUAAACUAAUGCAUUUUCAACCUGUUUAUCAAUUUGGAUACUUGUUGAUAUCCUUGAGUUUCAGAAUGAUGAUAAAUUAGGGCCGUUACCAUAGCAAUUAACUGUUUAAAAGAAAAAUAAUAUAUCUUUUAAUUGGGAAAAAGUAUUAGAAUGUGACUGAGGUUCUAGCCUGUAUUAUUUUAAUUGGUAAAUGUUCUCAAAUGUUAUUACAAAAACACUUAUAUGUAUUCUGUAUAAUUACGGAUUCUACUAAUUAUGGACUAAAACAGGAGAUUAGUAGUGAUUGUACUUAUAAAAACUAUUAUUUUGAUGCCAGUCUUAAUGUUUCAAUCUUUAAAGGGCCCAUAUUGUGCCAUUUUCUGAUCUGUUAUAAUGUUGUUUCCUCAUCACAAACAUACCUGGAGUUUUGUUUUGUUUCCUUCUCACAUGUUUAACACACAAACCCUGCAUUUUCAGUUCUUCUCUCAAAACGGAAAACACCCUGGUCGGCCUUGUGAUACAGGAAUUGCCCAUCUUUACCAAACUAAAGGAAAAACGGAGCUGUUAACUCGAAAACUACCGCUUCAUGACAUCGCAAGGUUUGGAACAGAGCAUUUUGAGCUUGAGCUGAACAUGUGUGGAACUCCAGGAAUGUUUUCUGUCGAGGAAACAACAUUAUAACAGAUCAGAAAGUAGCGUAAUAUGGGCCCUUUAAAGGUUGAGACUUGAGACGUAACAAUAACUGCAAAAUCGUGAUAUCGUAUCGUCAAAAGUCUCACAAUAAUAUCAUUGGACUGUCACAAUAUAUCGAAUUACAAGUUCCUUUGCUUAAAUGCAUUGUUUUAUAGAAGCAACAGCUUAUAAACAUCGGGAACUACAUAUUCCAUGAUUCAUUUCAGCGCAGAAAACAUGAAGAAAUAUGUUUUUUUCUUGAAUUCUUGGGAUUAUGAUGGAAAUAAUUCACACCAAAAAUCUUGUCAUGGUAUUAUAAAAGCAAAAAAGUGUCCCAUCUACAAUUAUGAGCAAAAUAUCACAAUAAAUAUUGUACUGUGAGAUACAUAUGUGAUAAUAUAAUAGUUGAGACAGAUGUAACAUGUUAAAAUCAGCAUCAAAAUAAUAUGUAUUUUAGAAGAACAUUGCAUUUGUGCCAAUUAUGUUACUAACCCUAUGACGUAAGAACUUUAUAACAUGACUUAAAACUCACAAGAAUCAAUUUUGUGUAAUAUAGAACCUUUCAUCAAAUUUUUCUUAUAAUCUGACAGUGUCUCAGCUAUUGAAAUUACUGUUAUUCUGUAUUCACUUUAUUUUAAGGUACACUUAUUAACAUCUAACUACCUGCUAAUUAGCAUAGUUAUAAAUGGUUAAUUUGUCAUUAAUUAGUAUUUAUUUAACCCUGAUUAAUAUCUAAUUGCCCCAUUAGCUUAUUCUGCAGUUAGUUUGAGAUUUACAAACUUUCCUAUUAAUACACUCCUUAUUACUGCUUAUUAUUAUGAUACUAGGCCAUUUUUGUUCAUGAGUUAUGAUUCUAAUAAUUUGAUGUUGUUAAGGAAUAGUAUCAGAAGAAAUGUACUUUUUCGUUAUUUGCGCCAAAAGCUCAUUAGAAGCAUAAUUCAUGGACAAAAAUGUCCAACUAUCAUAAUAAUAAGCAGUAAUAACAAGUGUAUUAAUAGGAAAGUGUUUGUAAAUGUCUAACUAACAGCAGAAUGGGGAAUUAGACGUGAAUAAGGGCUGAAUAAAUACUAAUUAAUCCCAAAUUAACCAUUUACAACUAUUCUUAUUAGCGGGUAGUUAGAUGUUAAUAAGUGUAACCUAAAAUAAAGUGUUAAUCAGAUAUUCAGAUGCUACUGAAUGUGUAAAUGUACAUACUUUGUAAAUAGCUGCUUUUUUAUGCAAUUUUACGGAAGAAAAAAAAAAUACUCCAAUUGUGAAGCCACGUUUUUACUGUCAACUUUGAUGUGAGUUUACCAGCAAGAGUAGAAAACGAGUCGAGUGAGUCGGAUACGGGACAGAAUACCACAGAGGUAAAAAAUGUUCAGGUGAAAAAUGUUCUUAACCUGCAGGUCUGGAUUUAUGAGUUUGGUUUUACUGUCAUUAAGUACAAACGACAGCCAAAACAAUGAGCUCAUGUUGUUGUUUUGCACUGUGUAACAUUUCUAGUGGAGGGUCCGCCACCUGCUUGUCUCCAUGGAAAUGUUAUUGCUUUGUCUAGAAUGUUCCACAGAGUAGCUCAGGGGUGUCAAACGCAAAUUCACAGAGGGACAAAAUUAAAAACUGGGACUAAGCUGUGGGACAAACUAAAUAUUUACUGAAAAAUUUCAAUAACGUCUGCAUGUGUUUUCCAUAUAGACAAGGGGGCGGUUCCUUUGUGAGAAAAUGUACAGUACAUUUUGCAUAUUUUACGUUCUUGUGCGUCCUUUUACUUAACAUGAAAAAAAUGUGAAACCCGAAUUUUAGACUCUAACGGUUAAUUUAAGGUCAAAUAUUUUGGUUUAGUUCAAAAUGAAAAGGCUCCUUUGUUUCACAUGAGUCAAAAUCAGUGGUGUAGUGGGGAUUUUUUAAGUCGGGGUACACGAUUUGUGAUUGAACCAGGAGGACUAAACCAGGACUAAAUCAGGUCUAAACCAGGACUGAACCAGGUCUAAACCAGCCAGGACUAAACCAGGACUAAAAAAGGAUUAGAUCAGGACUAAACCAGGACUAAGCCAGGACUGAACCAGGUCUAAACCAGCCAGGACUAAACCAGGACUAAAAAAGGAUUAGAUCAGGACUAAACCACGACUACACCAGGACUACACCAGGACUAACCCAGGACUAAACCAAAACUGAACUAGGACUGAACCAGGACUAUACCAGGACUACACCAGGACUAAACCAGAACUGAACCAGGAUUAAACCAGGACUAGACCGGGACUGAACUGGGACUAAACCAGAGCUGAACCAGGACUGAACCAGGAUUAAACCAGGUCUAAAGCAAGACUACACCAGGACAAAACCAGGUCUAAAUCAGGACUAAACCAGGACUAGACCAGCACUAAAUCAGGUCUAAACCAGGACUGAACCAGGACUAGACCAGCACUAAAUCAGGUCUAAACCAGGACUGAACCAGGACUGAACCAGGACUAAACCAGGUCUAAACCAGGUCUAAAUUAGGACUACACUAUGUCUAAAUCAGGUCUAAAUCAGGACUAAACCAGGACUAAUCUUGGACUUGAGAGUGAGAGAGAACCCCGAGCCCAUGGAGCAGGGUGUCCGCAGAUCGAGACACGGCUGCUUCUAGCCCCGUGGGGCGUGGAGCUUUGCGUUGGUCCGGCCACCGGGUGCGGCCACCCGACGGUCUAUACAGGCGCACCUUUGAGCCCGUCCUGACACUCAGUCCUGGUUCAGUCCUGGUUCAGUCCUGGUUCAGUCCUGGUUCAGUUCUGGUUCAGUUCUGGUCCGUCAUGUCUCAGGUAGAACAGUACUGCAAGUAUCAUAAGCCUAUGCAGUUUAUUUUCACCAUUGCCAAUAGCUCUGGUUUGACAUUUAAGUUGUAGACUAUUUUAUAUUUGUUAUUUUUUUAUAUCUCACGUCGGGAGAAGUGGGUGAACCCCGCACCCCCACGUACCACACCCACUACACCCCUGAUUGAAAUGAACAAAUCUGAUGUCCCUCUGUGAUUCUGGACUCGACUUGCACCUGUUUACAACAAUAACAUUCAGUAGUUUGUCUGUGUAAUUUGAUAUAUUUGUUAUAUCAAAUUAAAUAGAACAGUAGGACUAUAAUAUUAUUUUUAAAGAAUUUCUACUCACUGUGACAUUUGCAUUAACUUCCAUCACAAUCACAUAUUCAGAUGUACUGGGAUACUGGUCUUUUGCAUGGACCUGUUGACAUCUCUAUUUUUAGGUUAGUAGAAUAAUGACAGGGCAUUUCCCAGUAUAAUUCAGAUUCCUUGCCAAGUUAAACAACCAAUAAAUUACCAAUAAUUAUGGCGAGCAACUUCAUUCUUUUCAUUCAACAACUUGGUAAAUCUUCAGGUUUGUGGUUCUGAAUAGGCCAAAUUAUAAUUCACCUGAGUUGAACUUCAGUUUCCUUGUUUAUUUUUUAACAUUUUCUUGGUACAGAUGCACUCGAAACCCACAGAUUAAUAGCAUAGAAAAACAAAUGUAUUUUUAUUUAGUGGUGAAAAAGGGACGUUACUGUAUUUUGUGAAAAUAUAUUUUUGUUAAAGUAAAAAAAAAAGAUGUGCCUUGAAAAAGUGGGAAUUUGAAUGUUUGAUACUGUACACAGUUUUGUAACUUAAGAUGUAAAUAUAUUUUAAGAAGAGGAGUUUUUUAAUAAACAUUUGAAAAUAC